GUUUUGGUUCAAUUCUGAAGACCAGUCACACCCUGACGCUCCAGCCAGAGUGGAACUAAAGCAGUACUUGUACAGGAAGCACCCUCUGCUGGUCAUAGAAAAGGUCAUCCACUGUCAACUAUGUCACAGUAUGACCAGCUGGAUGACAAAGACUCUGUGGACAUUCAUGACAACCCUCCUGCUCCAGACAAUGUGGUGAAGGAGGAGAACAACACGGUCUACUUUGUCUACGAUGAAGAGAUAGAAGUGGAAGAGAAAGAGGAGCCCCCUCCCCCAGAGCCGGUCAAGCCCAUCAAUGAUAAACCACACAAAUUUAAGGACCACUACUGCAAGAAGCCCAAAUUCUGUGAUGUGUGUGCACGCAUGAUCGUUCUCAAUAAUAAAUUUGCACUGAGGUGUAAAAACUGCAAGACCAGUAUUCAUCAUCAGUGUCAGAGCUACGUUGAGUUCCAGCGGUGCUUUGGAAAAAUUCCUCCAGGCUUUAGACGGGCAUACAGCUCUCCUCUCUACAGCAGUCAGCAGAAUGCCACUGUUAAAGAGCUGCUUCCCUUCUCCCAGUCUAACCGCACUGACCCGGUGUUUGAGACGCUCCGUAUUGGGGUCAUCAUGGCCAACAAGGAGAGAAAGAAAGGAUCAGAGGAUAAGAAACAUAUGAUGAUGAUGGAAGAAGAGGAAUCACAGCCUAAAGCUGAGGAAGGAACAGGAGAGGAAGCGAACAAAGAGACAGAAAAGAAAGGAGAUAAAGCAGCAUCCGAAGACAAGAUGAAGAGGCCUCAGCCAGGUAAACUGGGGGUCUUCUCUCAGUCACACUACUACCUGGCCCUGUACCGUUUUAAAGCAAUCGAAAAAGAUGACCUGGACCUGCAUCCAGGGGAUCGAAUUACAGUGAUAGAUGAUUCCAAUGAGGAGUGGUGGAGAGGUAAGAUUGGUGAGAGAUCGGGCUUCUUGCCAGCAAACUACAUCAUCCGCGUCCGCUCGGGGGAGAGAGUGUACAAGGUAACACGCUCCUUUGUGGGGAACCGUGAGAUGGGCCAAAUCACGCUGAAGAAAGACCAGAUUGUGGUGAAGAAAGGAGAUGAGGUAAAUGGCUAUCUGAAGGUCAGCACUGGACGCAAGCUUGGCUUUUUCCCUGCAGAUAUCCUCCAGGAGAUCUGAGGGCAAGGGUGUGUGUGAACAUUUGUAUUCAUGUGUAAAAUGAGUCAAAUCUGUUUCUUUUCUGUCUUCACUAAAUCACUCUACUCUAUACUACAUUUGCUUAGAAAGGGUUUAAAUGCAACAAAGGGCUAAUAAACUUUUCGUUAUUUCAUCAUUGGCUGUGAAUUUGUCUCAGUAUGUGCAAAUGUGCUAGUAGAGGCUAAAAAUAUAAAUGAAAAUGUAGACUUACUUUGCUCUGCUUUGAGCUUUAGCUCAGAUAUAGCCACUUUUCUCGCAUCUCUGGCAGGAAACUUUUCCGUAAAAGGAAUAGUUUCUUGUAAAAUGUCUCUCAGCAUUCGACUUUUUGUGAGGCUGAAGCCGC
This is a messenger RNA of Colossoma macropomum (tambaqui), 1516 nucleotides long. RefSeq names its product SH3 and cysteine-rich domain-containing protein 3-like. The record is from RefSeq and is a predicted model, not a curated record. Gene Ontology annotation, biological process: positive regulation of voltage-gated calcium channel activity; skeletal muscle contraction; positive regulation of protein localization to plasma membrane. Gene Ontology annotation, molecular function: protein binding. The coding region runs from base 121 to 1155 and encodes 344 amino acids. The transcript is spliced from 13 exons. NCBI's taxonomy places the organism in Eukaryota, Metazoa, Chordata, Actinopteri, Characiformes, Serrasalmidae. Gene Ontology annotation, cellular component: extrinsic component of cytoplasmic side of plasma membrane.